Cinclus cinclus is the source of this 852-nucleotide messenger RNA. It is a transcript of the gene RSPH1, whose product is annotated as radial spoke head component 1. Gene Ontology annotation, cellular component: nucleus; motile cilium. The transcript is spliced from 9 exons. NCBI's taxonomy places the organism in Eukaryota, Metazoa, Chordata, Aves, Passeriformes, Cinclidae. Gene Ontology annotation, biological process: spermatid development; axoneme assembly. The record is from RefSeq and is a predicted model, not a curated record. Bases 1 to 852 code for a protein of 283 amino acids.
AUGUCGGAUCUGGGCUCCGAGGAUGCCGAGGAGGCCGGUGGAGACAUCGGGGAGUAUGAAGGCGAUCGCAAUUCCGAAGGACAGCGACAUGGAUUUGGGAAGGCACGGCUGCCCAAUGGUGACACCUACGAAGGGGAAUACGAGUGUGGUUUGAGGAAUGGACGUGGAACCUACAGGUUUAAAAAUGGUGCUCUCUACACCGGGAACUACCUUCAAAACAAAAAGCAUGGCAAAGGUGUAUUUUUUUAUCCAGAUGGAUCAAAAUAUGCAGGAGACUGGGUGCAUGACCAGAAACAGGGCUAUGGAGAAUAUGUUUAUGCAAAUGGAGACACCUACACUGGAGAAUGGGCUAACAACAAGAGGCAUGGGCAAGGCACGUAUGUCUAUAAAGACACAGGAUCUAAGUAUGUUGGUUGUUGGGUAAAUGGAAUCCAGGAUGGACCAGCUGAACUUAUCCACCUAAACCACAGAUUUAAGGGCAGGUUUCUCAGUGGAAAGCCUUUAGGUCACGGCAAAUUCAUCUUUGAUGUUGGAUGUGAGCAGCAUGGCGAAUACAUACAGCCAGUGCAGGAAAAAGAGGAGGAGGAAGAAGAGGAAGAACCGUCAGUACCUCUUGAACCAAUAUGGAAAGUAUCAGGAAUUACCAAAUUAACACCCUGGUCUCCCCAUGAUGAGGAGCUACUAGGCCCCAGAGAAGCAGCAGAGGCAGCAGGUGCAGUAGCUGAAGAGAAAAUUCCAUCAAUUAUGGUCACUGAGGAGGGUGGGGGUCACCCAGCAAGCGCUACAGAUGGGGAAGGUGAGGGAAGAAGAGAGGAAGAAGUAAAUCAAAAAAUUACUGAUUUAGGAGGAUGA